AGGUAGUUUAGGAAGCGCAGGGGCUACAUCUGCUGGGAGUAAACAAAAACCUUCUCGUAACCUACCGGAACUGUCUUGGGUUCUUCAGGGACUACCACAGCUUUAACUAUGUAUUUUGUCUAUAAAUAAUGAGCCGUGUUAAACUUUUUCAAAGUAAGGUGCAACACUGUUGUUUGUGACUAUCGCUGGACGUUUCCUGAUUCAUCUUAUCAGCGUCGAGGCUCGGACACGUACCUGCCGCUGCUUUUAGAUUAGGUUUCAUUUUGUCGGCUUUGAACUCUGACUAUCAUUAUGAGAUACUUUUCUUCAUAAGGUGCACGCGUGACCAUGUUGUUUCAUCUGUUCAUACUCCUUCAACUCCUGUCUUGUGGAGAUCUGGCCUGUAUGAGGAGCUUGCUGUCGAAGGAAGGAUCACAAGACCAAGAAGUGUUUGUGGAUGAGGGGGACGCAAAUUCGUUCCUGGGUCGCCAUCUGCUGUUCAACCGGUUUGACUUUGAGAUGUUCGUUCCUGGAAAUCUGGAGAGGGAGUGUUUUGAAGAAGUCUGCAAUUACGAAGAAGCGAGGGAGGUCUUUGAGAACGUCCCUGCUACAGACACUUUUUGGAAGGAAUACACUGAAGAUAAGGACAAGCGUGGUCGGGUUGAUGUGACAUCUCUUUUGGUGGGACUGAUCGCUGGUGGAGUGGCCAUUGUUAUCCUUUGUCUGCUGAUCUGGUAUUUCUGUCAUGGCAAAUGCAAGGACGACUUCAGCCGUGCAAGCUCCAUUCGGGGACGGCCGAGGAGGAGUAAUGCUUCUCUAAUAAUGCGACGACUAGAGGAGGUGUCCUUACAACCUGUGCCCCCACCCGCAUCGCCUUCCUGUAUGGAGGAAAUUGAUCCCCCGGGGCUGCCGUCUUAUGAGCAGGCAAUCGCUAAAAGUGGACAGCACGACGCCCCACCUCCCCCCUAUCCUGGCUCACGACCUGGAACUCUACGGCGGUAGUAUCUUCGGGACAACAUAUCCGCACAUCUGUCAAUGUUGGGGAGAGAAUUACCACAUUUACACUACUGCUCUGCUUUUCAUUGUAUACCAAUUUUGGCAUCAUCAUAUGAUUUAAGACAUUGCCUUAUACCUUCUGUUUAUUGCUCUGAUUAAGCUUUCUUUUCUUUCUUUUUAUUUUUCCCCUUGUACAUUUCUAAUCUUUCUGAUCUGUUGGUGUACCUUUUCCCUAGCAGUAUAAUCAUGUCCAUUUUUAGCUCCCCCUUCUUUACCUGCUUGGUGCCAGCAUGUAGUUUUUCACUGGCCUCUAUUAACUAUUUUCACAGUUGUGAUUAUGCUUUGUGACUCCAACCAUGUGCUGAAUAAGCUUAAUAAUACACUGACCCAAUUUGCUGCUUUUUGUAUAAAUGAAAAUGAAGAAUCAAUAAUGUGUUAGACGUGAGAGCUAUAAGUUGCUGCAAUAUUUAAGCCCGUAAGGGGCAGCUUCCAUAGACACAGCAUGUAUAGAAGGUCUGAGAGAGAGAGCGACAUUAGGAUUAUGUUCAUUACACAACAAGUAUUAAUUGCAAGGGAAGAGAGACUGAUCGCUUUAUAUAGUCCUACAGCUUCCUGUCUCCUUCAGAAGGACAGCAAACAGCUUUUAAUGACAUAGUGGUUGAAAGCUGUCUUAUCUUUUAGUUUUUUAAAGUGCAGAUUUUCUUGCUCCUUUAUAAAGUUCUAGUGUGUCAGGAAAUGUUAACUAAUGAGAAUGUUCUUCUAAUAUGUGAUGUCUUUUUUUACCUUCAAUUUCUACAUUGUGGUUAAUUAUUAAAUGGACUAUAAAUGGAUGGAGGUGGAAGUUCUGCAAAUUCAGUUUUACAACCUUUUACAUUUAUAAAACAAUUUGUCCAACAGAGUCUCUCACUUACAGUAACUAUAACUUGAAAGAGCAUUAUACAAGCCUGUUGUAUGAUGGUGUCUCAUUCUCAUUAGAUGAGAACUACAAGAGAUAAGAAGUUAUUAUGUCACUGUUAAUUGCCAGAGUUUUAUCCUGACAGUAUGAGAACUUAUCAAGGGCUUUGUUAAAUCUGAUCUGAAGCAUAACUGCUUGUAAUAAACAUCUUUGAAUUAUGUUUUUAAUAAAAUGGAUAU
Molecule: messenger RNA, 2109 nt
Organism: Morone saxatilis (striped sea-bass)
Lineage: Eukaryota; Metazoa; Chordata; Actinopteri; Moronidae
Gene: prrg4
Product: proline rich Gla (G-carboxyglutamic acid) 4 (transmembrane)
Exons: 7
Coding region: 328-981 (217 amino acids)
Cellular component (GO): extracellular region
Molecular function (GO): calcium ion binding
Source: RefSeq, a predicted model, not a curated record